AUGCGGAAGGAUGUGAUCACGAUGACACCCAGAGAGCGCGUUUCGCAUGUUCUCGAAGUUUUGCGUGCCACAUCGCAUCACGGUUUCCCGGUUGUUGAUCAGAUCGAUUGUGCAACAGAUGGACAAAAUAUACCGACAUAUGGUCAUCUCAAGGGACUGAUACUGAAAUCCCAGUUAAUUACACUUAUUCAAAAACGGUUCUCUUUCAGAUACGAUUUAUCUUUGGCUAACUUACAAAUCUCAGCAAGGGAUGCGAAUUGUUGGCUUGAUCUAGUUCCGUAUAUGCACAGAAGUCCACAUCGUGUUCCACUGGAUGCAUCACUGCCAUCAAUAUUUCAUCUGUUUCGUGGAUUAGGCCUACGAUACGUGAUAGUUGUUGAUGACGAAAAUAAGCUGCGUGGCAUCAUCACCCGAAAGGAUCUUGCCCGUUUCAAGGAGCGUCGAACUUUUGAAAAGUAUUCAGUGCGCGAACUGUUUGUGUCAGACUUCGAGACAUAA
Gongylonema pulchrum is the source of this 498-nucleotide messenger RNA. The record is from the annotation of a GenBank genome assembly. Lineage: Eukaryota; Metazoa; Nematoda; Chromadorea; Rhabditida; Gongylonematidae.